Molecule: messenger RNA, 712 nt
Organism: Durusdinium trenchii
Lineage: Eukaryota; Dinophyceae; Suessiales; Symbiodiniaceae
Source: the annotation of a GenBank genome assembly
GCCAUCAGAACAAUGAAGCGAUUGCAGCCAGAGAUCCUCGAGAAGCAUGCAGCAAUCCUGAGUCGUCUGCUUGCGGAUGAGGACUGGAACGUGCGGCUUGCUGCCCUGAGUGCACUUGCCAGGUUAGAGCCAUUGAAGCUGAGUCACUAUGCAGAGGCCAUCCAGGAUCGAUGUGGAGAUGAGGUUCACCAGGUGUCAGAGCUUGCGCAGAAAGUUUGGGCCAGGAAGGCAGCGUGCAGCACGGUGUUGUUGAGCAACAAGUUUUGCCAGACCUUAAGGAGGAGUUUGUGUUCUGGCCCACGGUGCCAAUCCGCGCAAAGUGAUUGCUAUGACCCCUCAGUGCACUUUUUGCACUAGGCUCCCAAAGCAAAUCAAAGAAGACAGGCGCCAAUGAUUCAAUGCUCAGCUAGCUGGAGGAGGUGGUGGUGCUGAAAUUGAGCUUGCUUUGCGCCAAUCUUUUCAUCGGCCGCAGGAUGGAGCAACUUCGAGAUGUUUGUCCCGUACCCCCGUAGAUCACUUGACAGGCAAACCAAAGAUUGGUAGCAGUGGUAGCAAUCAUUGCCACUUUGGUUCCCAGAGGCACCCUGGAAUGACUUUGAAUCUCGGGUGCCUUUUGUGGGCGCAGCACGAGGUGAGAGGCAUCUCUGGUGGAGCACAGCUUUGGACAAGCCAUGUGGGGAACAGCUGGAUCUACCAAGCAAAAUGACAGAAC